Molecule: messenger RNA, 10812 nt
Organism: Scomber scombrus (Atlantic mackerel)
Lineage: Eukaryota; Metazoa; Chordata; Actinopteri; Scombriformes; Scombridae
Gene: spegb
Product: striated muscle enriched protein kinase b
Exons: 42
Coding region: 1-10812 (3603 amino acids)
Biological process (GO): protein phosphorylation
Molecular function (GO): protein kinase activity; protein binding; ATP binding
Source: RefSeq, a predicted model, not a curated record
AUGAAAAAAGCUGAGGCACAAAUGACCCUCAGAAAGGGGGCCGAUAUGGCGCCCCCUAGCCCCAUCAUCCCCCCAAAACGGUCCAAAGUAAGCCCUGAACAAAUUGUCCCGGAAACUCGAGGAUCCGCUCAUCCUUCACCAACUCCACCAGUUUUUACACGCAAAAUGAGGAAUGCAGCCGUAGGUACAGGCUGUGACAUCCGUCUCAAAGUGACUGUGGCUGGAGACCCCCAGCCCUCCUUGUACUGGUAUCACAAUGAGGAACUCCUCAACAUGGACAACCAGGAAUAUGGAGGCCUCUGGAUUAGGGAUUGCAAACCCAGUGAUGCUGGCCUCUACACCUGCAUCGCCAAUAAUCACCUGGGUGAAGCUCGGAGCAGCGCUGUACUUGCUGUCUUGGAUCUUGGUGAAGAUUCUGAGACAACAGACGAUGAAGGUGGAGAACAAUUUGAGACCAAAGAAGAUAGUGGGGAUUUUGAGGACCAGGCUGCGCAUACAGUGAUGGACAAAUGUGCAGAUGAUGACAGUAGAACACACGGACAUGAGGAUCACUUUAAUGCAACCAGGAGCCAGUCAGACGAUUUUAGAAGAGAAUCUCCUCCGCAAGUCCUCCCACCUCCAUCUCCAAGACUUGUCAAACGCCCCUCCACCUCUCCAAUGCCAAGUCGCUCUGGUUCAACUACACCUCUCAGCUGGCGGAAGAAAGCUGUGCCAACAGAAUACCAAGACACAGUGCCUGCGGAGUAUGAAGAAAAGGUUAAGCAGCCGAAAUCUAUGUCCCAAAGUAACACCCAGGAUUCCCGACCACAAACUCCACUGAGUGAGUACUCCCGGAAAGAAUUUACCCCCAGACCAUCCCCAAAGCUUACCAGAGCAAGUUCAAAAGUUUUUGAGAAGGUACGUGGUCUAGAAGAGCGGAGGCGAAGCCUUGAUCUUCCAGAAGGUUCCAUCUCGGGGAGAUCCUGGGCAGGGUUUAAUCAUGCUGGAUCUGUUGAUUCAGAUGAUGGAGGAAGUCGGUUGGGCAUCUCUAGAGAAAGUUCAAGGGAAGAUCUAAGAGAGGCUCUCAAAGAAGAUGCUGCUGAACGGAGAUCUAUGUUUAGACAAAGAGCUGCUUCGCUAGAGGACAAACCUCGCUACUCCCAAAAAGUUCAGGACAUUGAGAACAAGUUCACUGAGGAGCUCCAGCGUAUUAAAAAACUUGUUGGAAAACCUCAUCUGAAGAAAUCUUUUUCAACUGAGCAGCUCACCCUGAAGGCCAAGCAGCGCCAGCCUUUCAGGAAAAUUGAACCUAUUCCUCCACAAGUCCUUCAAAAACUCCAAGAAAGGGAACGAGCUCAGUCGGAAAAGGAACAGAGAGAAAAGGAACUAAAUCAGCAGCGAAUGCAGCAUGGACAGCAAACACAACAAGAACUGCAUUUUUACCCACCCCAAAAGAAAGCAAGCAGUGGUACAACAACUGUAACAGUCAGUAGAUUUGGAGAGGUUGCAGGCACCCCAGAGUCAAUGCAGUUGUCAGACUUACCAGGACAACGAUCAGUGAGAGAAUUAAGUAGAGUCAGUCCAGUUACAGAAAUCAUUCAGAGAUCAUCAUCACCAGCAUUAUACCAUCAGCAAAGGGAAGAGUCGCAAAGCAGAAAUGUGGCUGACAUCACAUUACGCAAAGUUGAGCGAAGACCCCCAAGUCCGCUUGUACAAAGGGUAUCACGGAUGCAAGAAUCCCCGCAUAUCCCUGAAUCUCUUGCGCAAACAUUGCAAAAAAAUGAUACAUCAGGAAGAAAGACACAAAUAGAAGUAGUAUCAAGAAAAAUCGAAAACAGACCAGAAAGUCCACUGGUACAAAAAAGAGCUGUCGUUGUGCAAGAUGUCCCCCUUCAAGCUCCUGCAAAACACCCAAGGAUGACACCACUUACUCCAAAAGAGGAGAAAAUGGAGGUGGAGCUCCCCAAACAGGCCUCUGGCAUAAGAAUCCCCACAAUUGUUGUUGAAGAUGAAAAAAUGAAGAAGGAUGUUCCUGUGAAGACAAGUGAACCUCAGCAGGUUACUGUAAGUGGUAAAGAGGGUCAACAGCAGAAGACCAAAGGAAGGAACCGUCGCUCUCGACCUUUGUCUCCAGAGUUAGAUUCUUCGGAUGAUUCAUAUGUGUCUGCUGAAGAGGACCCAAUGGAGGCACCUUUGUUUGAGUUUCCCCUUCAGGACACCGUUGCAUCGGCUGGUGCAGAUGUACUACUAAGAUGCAUAAUUGCUGGCACCCCAACUCCUGAAGUUACCUGGACGAAAGACAACAAAGAAAUCACCAGCAUUGCAAAUUAUGUUGUCAAAGUGGAGGGUGAACGACAUACUCUGUUCAUAAAAUCAGCUAAACUACAUGAUGGUGGAAAAUACUGCGUGACUGCUGUUAAUCCGGAGGGCAGAGCAUCCAGCAGUGCCAGCCUUACAAUUAAAGCAGUGUCUGUUCAGGAGCCAAAGGGGAUCCUAGCUUUACCUAUGGACAUCAGCAGCCCUAUUACAUCUGAUGAGGAGUAUCUCAGUCCCCUGGAGGAAGGCAUGGAUUUUGGAGUGCCAGAGCCAAGGAAGAUCCUCGACAUACGUUUCAAGAAUCCCCCUGCAUUCCUGGUAACAAUGAGUGAUCAAGCUGUCAUUGAGGGACAGGAAGUCACCAUGUCUGUCCGAAUAAGUGGACAACCCAAACCCAUGCUGUAUUGGUUGAGGGACAGAGUUACGGUAAAAACAGGCCCACGUCACAUUGUCCGUGAGACAGAAGAGGGCACUUUUGAAAUGACCAUCAAGUCAGCAGUGAAAGCAGACUCUGGGAUUUACACCUGUAAGAUCAUUAAUGAGUAUGGGACAAAGCAGUGCGAAGGGAAGCUGGAGGUAAAAGCACCAUCAGUUGAGCCAGGUCUGGCUGUCAUCCGCCCUGUCAAGGACAUCACUGCCAAUGCUGGAGAGACCGUUUUGUUUGAGUGUCAAGUCAUCGGACCGAAGGACACUGACGUGGACUGGCUUGCUGAUGGGAAAUUGAUCCAGCCGGCAUUACUCAACUGUAAGAUGCACUUUGAUGGAAGAAAGUGCCGGUUGCUGCUCAACUCAGUACAUGAGGAUGAUAGUGGGACAUACAUGUGCAAGCUCAGCACAGCUAAAGAGGAAGUGACUUCAUGUGGCAAACUCAAAGUCAUCCCCUCCAUUGAUCCUCUCUUCACUCGUAAGCUGGAUGUUCUGGAAGUGAUUGAGGGGCGUAACGCUCGAUUCGACUGCAAAGUCAGUGGGACGCCAUCUCCUAAAGUCAUCUGGAGCCACUUCGACCAUCAGCUCAUAGAAAGUGAGGACGUUCGUAUUCUGCAGGAGGGCGGCCGCCAUUCUCUGAUCAUCUCUCAUGUGACCAAUGACGAUGAGGGUUUCUAUACUGUCAUAGCCCGUAACAGUCAUGGCGACGCAGAGAGCUCUGCUGAACUUUACAUACAGGAACCACGGCCAGCCAUCUCCUCACAGAUGGCUAAACUAGAGAAGAUGCCAUCAAUCCCAGAGGAGCCAGAGGUCCCAGAGAAUGAGGUGGAGCGUUUCACCAUGCCUGACUUCAUCAAACCCCUUUAUGACCUGGAUGUGAUUGAGGGAAAGGAGGCUGUGCUCAAAUGUAAAGUGGCUGGAUUGCCAUACCCCACCAUUGUCUGGUUCCAUAAUGGCAAAAGGAUUGAGAGCACUGAGGACAGGAAGAUGACACAAUUUCGAGACGUCCACAACCUGGUGAUCCGCUCUGUGCGCCAUGCCCACGGUGGUGUCUACAAGAGUGUCAUCUCUAACAAAGUAGGAAAGGCUACCUGCUAUGCUCAUCUCUAUGUUACAGAUAUCCUGCCUGACCCUCCUGAUGGGACUCCAGUGAUUGAAUCAAUCACUGGUAAAACCAUCACCUUAAGCUGGAAGAAACCCAGGAGGCUGGACCCUUCCAUUGAGCCAAGUUCCUUGAUGUAUGCCAUUCAACAACAAGCCCUGGGCUCCAUCCAGUGGACCAUCAUAGCUUCUGGCCUUAAGGAGACCAUUUACACCAUCACCACCCUCUCCAAAAGUGUGCGCUAUGCUUUCAGAGUUCUGACCAUCACCUCCAAAGCCUUUAGCAAGCCCUCAUCUUCCACUGACCCAGUGCAGCUCCUUGACCGAGGUCCCUAUCUUCAGGAGGCUCCAGUGAUAAUUGAUAAGCCAGACAUUGUGUUUGUGAUGGAAAACCAGUCAGUCACCAUCCCGAUCACACUUAAUCAUGUCAACGCUGCCGUCAUGUGGAAAAGGAGGGGAGUUGUUAUAGCCAGCAAGCCAGGCCAGUACGAGAUGACAAUGCCAGAUGAUGACCAGCACAUGCUGAAGAUGGUAAAAGUGAGGAGUGCUGACAGUGGAGAGAUGACAUUUCUGGCCUCCAACAAGUAUGGCAGCAACAGCUGUGCCUUUAAUGUGGAGAUGGCAGCGCCACCAACAUUUGAAACCAUAAUGGAGGAUUUGGACGUUUGUGCUGGGGAAACUCCUCGCUUUGCUGUGGUUGUGGAAGGAAAACCCAUUCCUGACAUCCUCUGGUUCAAGAAUGAUACCCUGCUGUCCGAGAGCAGUCAUUACACAUUUGUGUACGACGAUAAUGAAUGUUCCUUGGUGAUCCUCAACGCUUCUUCAGAGGACUCUGGGGUGUACACCUGCACUGCUAGGAACUUGGCUGGAUCUGUGUCCUGUAAAGCUGAACUCACAGUUCACGAAGCUAAACGCAUGGCGGAUCCAAUGGAAGAUGAGGAGACUAUUCUAAGGAAAAUGCGCAGACUAACUGACCACUAUGACAUCCACAAGGAAAUUGGAAGAGGUGCAUUUUCCUAUGUGAAACGUGUGACCCAAAAGGCAGGCAAAAUGGAGUACGCUGCAAAGUUUAUCUCCACACAGGCCAAGAAGAAGGCCUGCGCAGUUAGAGAGAUGAAGCUGCUCUCCAAGAUGGAUCAUGAGAGAGUACUCUUCUUUCAUGAUGCCUUUGAGAAAAAGAAUGCCGUCAUCAUUGUCACUGAACUAUGCCAUGAGGAGCUUCUUGAUAGAUUUGCACGGAAAUCUACAUUAAUGGAGUCUGAUGUACGUUCAUGCAUAAGACAGUUACUUGAGGGACUGGACUACCUUCACCACAAUGACAUCAUACACCUGGAUAUUAAGCCUGAGAAUAUCCUCAUGGCAGACCUACAUGGAGAUCAGAUCAGAAUCUGUGACUUCGGCAACGCAGUGGAGAUCAUACCUGAUGAGGCUCAAUACUGCAAAUAUGGCACACCUGAAUUUGUUGCACCAGAAAUCGUCAAUCAGACCCCUGUGUCAAAAGCAACAGAUAUCUGGCCUAUUGGAGUUAUUGCAUAUCUAUGUCUGACAGGAGUUUCUCCAUUUGCUGGGGAAAAUGACCGCAGUUCUGUGCUGAACAUCAGAAACUAUAAUGUGGCCUUCGAGGAGCGAAUGUUUGCUGACCUUUGUCGAGAAGCUAAAGGUUUCAUCAUAAAACUGCUGGUAGCAGACAGGCUGAGACCUGAUACUCAAGAAUGUCUCCGACAUCCCUGGUUCAAGAUCCUUAGCAAGGGGGCAGCUAUAAGUACAGAGGCCCUGAAGAAGAUUUUGUCUCGCAGAAAAUGGCAGCGCUCUUUAAUCAACUACAAAUCAAAAAUGGUCAUGAGAUCUAUACCUGAGUUACUGAACGAUUCCUCCAGCCAUAUCUCCAUCGCCGUCCCCAGGCACCUUAAAGAGGGUUCACCUUUGCCAUCAUCGUCCUCAGAUUCUGAUGAAGACAUUGAUGAACUACCCUUUAUUCCAAUGCCACUUAACAUGGAAUUCUCUGGAUCGAGAAAGUCAUUGAAUGACAUCCAGACCACUGAGAAAGAGCCAGAGAAGCAGAAUGGAACAAGUAAAUGGUCUGGGUCCCCUGUUCAAGCCCAGGAAGCAAUGGAGCGUAGCCCUAAAGAAAUGGAAAAAGGAGGGGUUGAGUUAACAGGUAAAAGCCGCCAGCGGAAAAGAGCAUCACAAGACAAUAACAGUGGUUCCUCAGAUGAGGAAUCACCUUCUGAAUUACCGCAAAAAUCAGAGCUGUCUAGAAAACCUCUGCGAAGGGGUUCUAGCAUGGAGUCAGACAAGCCAGAGGGUGGACGACGAAGAGGAGAGCUAAGACGGGGGGGCUCAGCUGACAGUGCAUUGCUGCUCCGGAUUACACCUGAGGAAGGAGCAGGAGAGGCAAACCCAGAGGAUGGCAGGAGAGUUCUCAAGAAAGCUGUCUCUAUGGAACUACCAAGGAGGAGCACCAGCCCAGGAACUGCCAAGAUGAGUCAAGAAGAUUAUGCUCUUAAGCUGGAGAUGAUGAGACAGCGACUACUUCGUGGUGGCUCUGCGGACAACAAGUUGAGUGGACUGAGAGGACCUCUAUUGGAAAUGGGAAUGGGAGAUGAAAAAUUAGCAAUAUCCUCAGAUCGGUAUUCUCGUACUGCCCGUAUAGGCCCACCUCCACUAACUAGAGCUGCAUCCACUGAAUCUCCAAGGGACGAAGAUUCUAAACCCAAAGUUCUGCGCAAAAGUCAGUCUUUCAGUCAAGGUGAUUCAGAACCUAUACCUUUACACAGACGGUCAGGAGCUCCUCUGGAGAUUCCUCUGGCACAGGUAGAAGAGAGAAGGCUUAAGGAAGCGAUAUCCAUGUCAUCUCUCACUGAGCAAACCAAGCUAGACUCCCGUCCAGUGACUCCUAGGGACCCUUCUCCAAAACCGCCAACGCCAGAGUCUGUUGUGCAAGACAGUCCCACCAAAACAGAAAGUGAGGAGUCAUUCAUGGAGAGAGACACAAAGCCUGAUGAAACUAUAAAUGAAAAGAUGGAUGGGCUGACUACAGAUAGUAAUUUUGACGAGAGAUCGAGCACAAGUGGGUUCUCUGAGAAAGACAUGAGCAUAUCAGAAGAACCAAUGAAUGAGUCAGAGUAUAUGGGCCAAAGAGUUCCUACUCCCCCUCUUGAGGUCCCAAGCUCUAGAGAAGAGAAAAUGGAGGAAGAAGUAGAGGCAAAAGAGCAAGAAGAAAAAGAGGAGAUGAUGAAAGAAGAAGAGGAAAGAAUUGACAGUGUUGCUGAGUCAAAAGAAAAGGUAGAAGAAAAGGUAGAAGAGAAAGUAAAUUUGCCUUCUAAAUCUUCUGAGAUGAUAAUAACCUCAAGCUCAAUUAUGGUGAGACCAACACAAGAAUAUAACUUCUCUCCAGCAAAUGUUGUGUCAACUUUUGCAACAUCCUCGCUUCCUGCUCGAGUUGUUCUUCCAGACGGUAGCUCUUCAGCAUAUGCUAGUAUAAUGCAGACCAUCAUGGUCCCUGCGCUUCAGCCUCUUAAUGACCCACCUUUAGGCCCCUCUACACCUAUUGCGGUUCCAGUCACCUCACCAUCUUCAAUAUCAACUGAAAUAUUUGUACCCACAUCAUCACCUUCCAGCAUACCCUUUGCUUUACCUGGUCCAUCAAAGCCAGUCAUCUUGUCAACCACUGAGCACCCUGCUGUGUACUCAAGGGUAGCAUCACCAGAAAUGAUGACAAAAGAGCCCACUCCACCAAAGACUAUCACACAGUCCUCUUCCCAGCAAGAACUGUCAACAGGAGCUGCCAUUCAGGACAUAUCCUCUGAAGAGGUCUUUGAGGCCCGGUUCAAAAAACGUGAGUCUUCCCUUACAAGAAGCCUAAAAUUUCUGUCGCGGUCUAAGAAUGAGGACAAACCACAAGCAACCACAUCAGACCUUACAGAGUCUAGUGAGGAGAUAUACAGACACGGGCCAUUAGGUGCACCAUUGGAAUUAGCAACAAGGAGGCUUGAGGAUAGGUCAAAGUCAGUCCAGGAUCUUCGUGAAGCUCAAAAGGACCAAGGCUUUAUGAAAAGGCUCUCUAUGCGUCUGAAGAGAACUCCAUCAACUGAGCGCAAAGAGGAAAUGACCAAAGAAGAGGACUCAGCUCCCUCAAGACGUAGGCUUUCUUGGACUCUUGGUCGAAGAGGAUCACAGGAGAGGAAGGAGGUAGAGAUGACGCACAUGGAUAGCAAAGGAGAUACCUUGGCGGAACAAAAUGAAAAGGAGCAAAAGAAGCCUAACGAAUCCCCAGUCUUGACAAUGCGCCGGAAGAUUGAGUCAACAGUAGCUGGCAUCUCCACUAGAAUUCGUAGCUUCUCAGAGGAAAGGAGAGCAUCAGAAGACAAGGAGUCGAAGAGGACGCCCAUUCUCUCCAUGCUUCGUCGUGCAACAUCAGAGAGCCGUGCAACGAAGGUUGCCAGUGUUCCUCAGAACCAGCUGGCAUCUCAGGCUAGUAAUGGUGCAUCCUCAGAGUCUCUGGACUCUAUGUCCAGCCUAAAGUCAGACACAUCAAAGGGUGUUGAGGUUGAGAGAAGAUCCCGCUGGGAUCGAUGGGGCCUGACCAGAGGGAGGCGAGACAAGACGGUAUCACAGCCUGAUAUACCAACAGCAAUCUCCAGAGAUAAUAGUUCCUUACGUUCACGCCAGUACUCCAAACUGGCUUCUGAUUUCCCUCCAGUGUUCCACAUCAAGCUGAGAGAUCAUGUCCUGCUCGAGGGGGACCCAGUCACACUCAGCUGUCUACCAGCAGGCAGCCCCCAUCCAAAAAUCUCCUGGAUGAAAGAUAAGAAGCCCCUGGAGAUCGAUGCCAGGAUGAACAAUAUUUCCUGCCCCGAUGGCCGACAGCUACUGAUGAUCAUGCAGACCACCAAAAAGGAUGCAGGGGUCUAUGAAUGUGUUGCAACAAACCCCCUGGCCGCUGUGUCCAGCUCUUGUACUAUCUCACUUGCUCGUCUGCCCAAUCGUCCCGGGACACCUGAGAUUCCUCAGAAGUAUAACAACACAGCCUUGGUGGUGUGGAGACCCUCAGACAACAUGGCCCCCUGUACAUACUCUCUGGAGAGGAAAGCAGAGGGAGACAUCAACUGGCUGAUAGUGGCGACAGGGGUGGCAGACUGUUAUUACAAUGUGGUUGACCUGCCAGCAGGGGGCUCCUUCAGGUUCAGGGUGGCUUGUGUCAAUAAAGCUGGCCAGGGCCCCUACAGCAACCUCUCAGGAGUAGUAAGCAUGGAGGCUUUAGAACCAGCUAAAUCCAGUGCUACUGUGGUGGUCAGGACUGUCCCUGCCACCUCUCCUCCACCCCCUGUUGUGAUGAUGUCAUCCAUGAAAGUGCCUCCCAUUAAACCAGCUCCAAGUAAAUCCACAACACUGACACCUGCCCAACCUGUACCUCCCUCAACUUCAGCUCCUUCUCCAUCUGUGGCUAAAUCUGCUUCUCCAAUUACCAUCAAAUCCACUGUGCAAGUUGAUGCUAGCCGUCCUGCUGCAACACCGCCCGUUAGUACAGCCGCUCCUAAACAAGCUCCUGUUCAAACCACCACAACUGUCCAAACCACACCAGCCAAAGCCAAAUCCACACUUAGCAUCAGCGUAAGCAAACCCCAAACAAAGCUAGCGGUGCCCCCUGUUGUCCCACCCAAACCUAAGAGUCCUAUAAGCCCAGUCCCCCCCAUGACCAACACACCUCCCUCUCCUGUUCCACAAACUGCCCCUGUCAUAGGGAAACCUAUUUCAUCUGUGCCGAUGUACCGUGUUACGCCGCCCUCUCAAUCUGGUGCCACUCCGACAACCAGCACCCCGACAGUCACUCCGAAAAUCAUCUCCCCACCUGUUGUGGUGGUGCAGAGCUUGACACCUGUGGUGCAGGCAGGGGACAGUCGUGCUACCCCAUCAGGACGGGUUACCCCAUCAGGACGGGUUACCCCAUCAGGACGGGUCACACCUAUGGGACGCAGGACGCCAUUGGGGAAGCCUGGAGAGGGAUCUCUGCGCCAAGGAGUUCCCCAAAAACCUUAUACGUUCAUGGAUGAGAAAGCAAGGGGUCGUUUUGGUGUGAUCCGCGAGUGCCGGGAGAACGCCACAGGCAACCUCUUCUUGGCCAAAAUUGUUCCAUAUGAGGGAGACAACAAGCAAUCAGUGCUGCAGGAAUAUGACAUCCUCAAGUCACUUCAUCAUGACAGGAUCAUGGCUCUGCAUGAAGCAUAUGUCACGCCGCGCUAUUUAGUUCUUAUCUCUGAGUACUGCAGUGGGAAGGAGCUGCUCUACAGCCUCAUAGACAGGUACCGUUACUCAGAGGACGACGUGGUGACCUAUAUCAUGCAGAUCCUCCAGGGGUUGGACUACCUCCACACUCGACGCAUUCUCCAUCUGGACAUCAAGCCAGAGAACAUCAUCGUUACCUACAUGAAUGUCGUCAAGAUCAUUGACUUUGGCACCGCUCAGAGCUUCAACCCUCUCUUCCUCAAACAGUUCAGCCCUCCUAUUGGAACACUGGAGUACAUGUCUCCAGAAAUGUUGAAAGGGGAUGUGGUGGGGGCUCCAGCUGACAUCUGGAGUGUAGGCGUACUGACUUUUAUCAUGUUGAGUGGUAGGUCGCCUUUCCUGGAAAUUGAUCCUCAGCAGACUGAAGCCAGGAUCCAGGCAGCAAAGUUCGACCUCUCCAAACUCUACCAGAAUGUGUCCCAAAGUGCCUCUCUGUUUCUUAAAAAGAUCCUCUGUAGCUACCCUUGGGCCCGUCCCUCCAUUAAGGACUGCUUCAAUAAUUCCUGGCUUCAAGAUGCCUACCUGAUGCGCCUUCGUAGGCAGACUCUCACCUUUACAACCACUUGUCUCAAGGAAUUUUUGGCCGAACAGCAACGCAGGCGCGAGGCAACGGCCACCAAGCACAAAGUUCUCCUGCGGUCCUACCAGAGCUCACCACAAAGCCCAAAUGUGCCAACUUCACCUGCAACACCUGUCCCUCAGUGA